Tigriopus californicus is the source of this 1311-nucleotide messenger RNA. Its product is annotated as uridine diphosphate glucose pyrophosphatase NUDT14-like. Lineage: Eukaryota; Metazoa; Arthropoda; Copepoda; Harpacticoida; Harpacticidae. Gene Ontology annotation, molecular function: UDP-sugar diphosphatase activity; metal ion binding. Bases 141 to 1292 code for a protein of 383 amino acids. The record is from RefSeq and is a predicted model, not a curated record. Gene Ontology annotation, biological process: ribose phosphate metabolic process; nucleoside phosphate metabolic process. The transcript has 3 exons.
GCAACAUGUUCCGCCAAUGGCUUCCAAAGCGACAAUAACAUGGCAAACCUGAAAAUCACCACUACAUCUUCCUGCUACAAUUCACCACUUUUCCUUAAGGACAAUCAAAGUUCCACCGUACGAAAUAGUUUCUCUUCAACAUGCCCAAAGUAACGAAUCCGGAUCAACUGAUCAACGACUUCGGGGGUCCUCGGGUCUGGCUGUACGAUCCUUCCGAGAAGAAGGUCCACUGUAUAUUCUGCGACACGAGUUGUCCGGCGAAUCGGCGAUCUUGCGUGAUAUCUCACGUGGAAAGUAAGAAGCACCAAGCUCAACUCGUGAUUCACGGCAUCCCCGACAUUCGCGGCGUCAAAUUAGAAUACGAAGAGGACGAUGAGGCCGUGGUGGCCGUGGUCGAGGACCGAUUGGAAGCCCCUUUGCUCUUCCGAGGAGAAGAAAAUGAACCGGAAGUGAGCGAAAUCCCCUUUGCCGAGGAUCUCUGUCGAUUGCUCAGAACGUGGAAUGUUCCUUUGAAUAAAGUGGAAGAGCCGGAUUUUGUGCGAUUCCUCGAGAAAUAUGCGGGGGCUGAGGUGCCCAAUCGAUUCAUGUUAGCCAAGAUCAUGGAAGAACAGGGGAACGAGAGGGAGAUUAGUUUACAAAGAUCCAGAGCCAUGGAAAACAUUACAGAGCUGAAAGUGGCCCCUCUGACCGAGUCCAGGUUUGUCAAACCUCUCCGGCUCCAUUACAAACAAGACGACAUUCCCAAAGUCUGGGAUAUCAUUCAAUGUCAUGCCAGCGUCGCCGUUGUCCUCUUUAAUAUCACCAACCAGACAUUGGUGUUUGUGCGCCAAUUUCGCCCUCCCGUGUAUUUCUCGGCCCUCCGACGAGCUCAAGGUCAAAUUGAGCCUGGAUCCGAAAUCAACCUUUGCGCUGCCAACCCAAAAAAAGGCAUCACGCUCGAGUUGUGUGCUGGAAUAGUCGACAAGAAUAAGAGUCUGGCUGAGAUUGCUCAAGGGGAGAUUCUCGAAGAAUGCGGUUACGAAGUGCCCAUUGGCAAUAUCCGACAAAUCCAGACCUUCCCCUCUUCCGUUGGAGUCGGUGGAGAGUCAGCUACCUUGUUCUACGCCGAAGCCACUUCAGACAUGAGGAAAGGCAAAGGAGGGGGCGUGGUCGAAGAGGGUGAGCUCAUUGAAGUGGUGGAAAUGAGUUUGACGGAGACGAGGGCUAUGAUGAAUCAGCCUGAAGUGACUAUGCCUCCAAUGGCCUUGUAUGGUCUCAGUUGGUUCUUUAUGAAUAAAAUGAGUCUCACCUAACACGGAGGGUUCACAGUCA